This is a messenger RNA of Colletotrichum phormii, 942 nucleotides long. RefSeq lists its product as uncharacterized. NCBI's taxonomy places the organism in Eukaryota, Fungi, Ascomycota, Sordariomycetes, Glomerellales, Glomerellaceae. The record is from RefSeq and is a predicted model, not a curated record. The transcript has 2 exons. Bases 1 to 942 code for a protein of 313 amino acids.
AUGGACAACAUAGUCGAAUGCAAAGGCAUGGCUCACCCGUAUCUACCUCUCGGCAAGUUACACAUCUUACCAGAGCCCGAAUCCCUCCUCGCAGACCUGGCGAAUCUAGAUCUCUCAGAGGAAAUCAAGCCACCCACAUUCCACCUCUUCAAGGACCUCCCCGCCGAAAUCCGCCUCAAGAUAUGGCGUCUCGCAGCACCCAAGCCCGCCGUCGCCGAGCGCAUGCCCAACAACUUCACCUUAUCCUAUGGUCUCCAGCGCCCUGUCCCUGCGCUUCUGCAGGUCUGCCAGGAAUCUCGCACUGAGAUGUUCUACGACCCUGAGAACCCACGUGGUUUGAGAGAUGAGCAGUUUGAGAUGCUGUAUCUCUCGCCAGGACACCGGGCACAGGGCAAGGGCGUGUAUAUGAAUUAUCGCGAUGAUACGCUGUUCAUGUACAGAGGCCCGUCUCAAUCAAUCAUGCCCUCUGCCCACUGCUUCGCCAACCUCCGCCACCUGGCCAUGGAAUGGGGCCUUCGCCCCUGCUGGGUGCAGAGCCACUGCAACGAGGGCGUCCGUCUCCUCCGCCAGUUCCCCAACCUCAAGACGUUCACCCUCCUCGUCAGCUUCAAGAUCUACAACGAGCUGCCUUUGGGCGAGUCUGGCAGCAAGCACCGCGAGCAGACGCAGAAGCGCCGGGCGCUCAAUGAGAUCAAGACUUGGGUUUUGGACGCCAUUGACCAGGCUUUGGAGCGAGAUGACAGUGCUUUCGCUGCUGCCGUUGCCAGGGCUGAUGCCAACAACAACACCAAUGUCGACACCGCCUCUGGCUCUUCAUCUCAGUCUGCGUCUACAUCUACGGCUGCGUCUUUGGCUUCGUCUGCAUUUACCAACCAGUGGUCUCCGCCUGAGGUCAGAGUCGUCCCGAAGACAAAGUACUGGACCAUGCCGGCGUGGGCCUAG